Molecule: messenger RNA, 2498 nt
Organism: Manihot esculenta (cassava)
Lineage: Eukaryota; Viridiplantae; Streptophyta; Magnoliopsida; Malpighiales; Euphorbiaceae
Product: protein DETOXIFICATION 54
Exons: 3
Coding region: 652-2163 (503 amino acids)
Biological process (GO): xenobiotic detoxification by transmembrane export across the plasma membrane
Cellular component (GO): membrane
Molecular function (GO): xenobiotic transmembrane transporter activity; antiporter activity
Source: RefSeq, a predicted model, not a curated record
CUCUGUCUCCCUCUCUCUCUCUCUCUCUCUCUCGAUCACUCCUCCUUGGCAUUUUUAUCCCAAGCCUCUGUUUUCCGCAAUACAAAGCUCUCCUCUUCUCUCUUCUCUCUCUUGCUCGCCGCCAUUGCCAGUGCCAGUGCUUUAGCUUUUCUGCUGUAAAUGGCCUGCAGAUGCAUGUAUAUGGAAGAAUGCUAAACCUUCAAUAAUAUUAUCUUCCUACAGUUUAUUUCUUUCGUAAUAUAUAAUAAAAAAACCAAAGAAAUAAUACCCAUAGUUUUUUUAUUCUUGCCUUAUUCGAUGCUCGAAAUUACACACAUGCCUACUGCUCUAUUUAAUGCUGCUUCUAUAUUUCUAUUCCACGCUUUUGCUUCUUUUAUUCCUUUCUGUCUACUGGCUCAGUUAUUGCCAGUGUUGGGUUUCUCUAGCAAUCUUUGAUUUCUCUUAGUCUUCUUGCUCCUACUAGCCUUUCUUUCUGUUCUCUCUGGAUAUAGAAUAUUGGGUUUGUGAGUUUUUGUCUUGUUGAUCUUCUUUUCUUGAUGUAUUCUUCAAGUUGAUUAGAAGAAGUAGCUUAGUGGGUUUGCGUUUUUGUGGUGUUUAAAUUGGUUAAAAAUCUUUUACGUGUCAUUUUGGAAAAACCAAGACAAGACAACAAUGGCGGAUAAAGACCCAGAUUUCCCUUCUCAGAAACUCCCCUCUGCCUCUCAGGUUCUUGAAGAGCUAAAAGAGCUAUGGGGGAUGGCUUUGCCAAUAACAGCAGCUCAUUUAAUGGCCUUUUUUAGAGCAGUGGUCUCAGUCAUGUUCUUGGGCAGGCUAGGUAGUCUAGAGCUAGCCGGUGGUGCACUAUCUAUUGGGUUCACCAACAUCACUGGCUACUCGGUUCUCGUGGGCUUAGCCUCUGGACUUGAGCCAGUAUGCAGCCAAGCUUAUGGCAGCAAGAACUGGGACCUAUUAUCCCUCUCUCUUCAACGCAUGAUCUUAAUCCUCUUCAUAGCAAUCAUACCCAUCAGCCUCUUAUGGCUUAAUCUUGAAUCCAUCAUGAACUUCAUGGGUCAAGAUCGAGACAUCACAGCAAUGGCAGCAACAUACUGUAUUUACUCUCUCCCUGAUCUUUUAACAAACACGUUGCUGCAACCUUUGAGGGUAUUCCUAAGAUCACAGAAGGUGACAAAACCCAUAAUGUAUUGUUCUCUUCUGGCUGUUAUAUUCCACGUGCCACUGAACUACAUACUUGUGGUGGUGAUGGGAUUGGGGGUCCCUGGGGUGGCAAUGGCAUCAGUGGUGACUAACAUGAACAUGGUGGCUUUGAUGGUGGGAUAUGUGUGGUGGGUAAGUGGACGGUGGGAGAUGAAAUGGUCAGGUAGAAUUGGAGGAGUGUGUGGUGGGGUGGGUCCAUUGUUGAAGUUGGCAGUACCUAGUUGUUUAGGGAUCUGCUUGGAGUGGUGGUGGUAUGAGAUAGUGAUUGUAAUGGCUGGGUACUUGCCUAAUCCCACUCUGGCUGUGGCGGCCACUGGGAUUCUCAUUCAGACCACUAGCAUGAUGUACACUGUGCCUAUGGCCCUUGCUGGUUGUGUCUCUGCUCGGGUGGGCAAUGAGCUUGGAGCUGGUAAGCCAUACAAAGCCAAGUUGGCUGCUAUGGUUGCAUUGUUGUGUGCUUUUGUGAUUGGUAUCAUCAAUGUCACUUGGACAGUCAUCCUUAGAGAGAGAUGGGCUGGUUUGUUCACUAAAGAUAGUCUUGUUAAAGGUCUUGUAGCCUCAGUUUUGCCUAUAAUAGGCCUUUGUGAGCUUGGCAACUGCCCUCAAACAACUGGUUGUGGUAUCCUACGUGGCACGGCACGACCUGCGAUUGGAGCCCGUAUCAACUUAGGCUCAUUUUACUUUGUGGGUACCCCGGUCGCGGUGGGCCUGGCCUUUUGGCUCAAUAUAGGGUUUGCUGGGCUGUGGUUUGGGCUACUUUCGGCCCAGGUGGCUUGUGCUAUGUCUAUUCUCUAUGUUUUGUUGAUUCGGACGGAUUGGGAACACGAGGCUAUGAAGUCUAGGAAGCUGACCAGCAUUGAAAUGAGUCCAAGCAAUGGUGUUAGAGGUAAUGAACACGAGAAAGAAGAAGAAGAAGAUGAUGAUGAAAGUAGAAGGUUGUUGGUUAAUGGAAAUGGUAACAUACCAUAGGAAGAUGGAAUUUGAGGAAGAAUCAAUAUGAGUUGAGCGUGUGAAAGAGAUGGUGAUGAGCUUUAUGGGAUUUGUUUUUGUCUUUUAACUACUUUUUGGGGAUGAUCUGACUCAUGCUGAGAAUAUGUUUGCUGUUUUUUUUUUUUAAGUUUUUCUUUUUGGAAGGUGGGGGGUGGUUUGUUUUGAUGGGGAUGUCAUGGAGAACCUUAUAUAUAUUGUUGGAGUUGUCAUGAAGCUGUUUGUGGCCAGAGAAGAAUGUCACUCACCAUAUAUAAAAGAAAAGAAAAAAAAAAGUUGUACAAAUUUUAAGAGGAAUGGCCUACUUUUUUGCUGCU